Molecule: messenger RNA, 1581 nt
Organism: Leptopilina boulardi
Lineage: Eukaryota; Metazoa; Arthropoda; Insecta; Hymenoptera; Figitidae
Product: bromodomain-containing protein DDB_G0280777-like
Exons: 3
Coding region: 237-1328 (363 amino acids)
Biological process (GO): regulation of transcription by RNA polymerase II
Cellular component (GO): transcription regulator complex; nucleus
Molecular function (GO): DNA binding
Source: RefSeq, a predicted model, not a curated record
ACGUUUAUUUUUGUCUUGUUUAUAGUGAAACAAAAUCUUGACAAUUUAAUUGACAGAUUUUAUAAUUUAUACAAGAUAAUUAUUUUCUUCUUUUUUUUUAAAUUUAAAUACAUUUAGGAAUUACGUAUAAAUAUUGGAAGUUGAACAAAAACAAAAUGUUUUUUUGAUUUUUUUAUUAAAAAAACAUUAUUCUAUUUUGAAAAAACUGUUUUAACAAUUAAAAUAGAAAUACGAAAAUGAUGCCAACAAUGCCACCGGAUACACACAAAAUUUCACUUAAAGUUAUUGAAGCAGUGAAACAACAUCCAGUACUUUAUAUUUCUGAGGUUAAAAGUAGCAUUCUUAAACUUCAAGAAUUUCGGCAAAAAGUUUGGAAACGAAUUUCCGAUGAAUUGGGUCUUGAUCCUACUUGGGUGAAAUUAAGGUGGAAAAAUCUACGUGAUACGUAUUGUCGAAUUUUAAAAUACAAAAAUAAAACGGAAAAAGGAGUACGUCGGAAAAAAUGGAUUUUUGAAGAUCAUUUGAAUUUUCUCAAAUUCCCUUAUGAAGUAGAUUAUGAACCGCAAUGCGUUGUUCUGUCCGAGGAAUAUGUGAAGGAAAUAAAUGACGGUGGAUUAAGUUCCGACGAUCUUCUCGAACAACUCGAGGAUCGUAAUGACGAGGAUUACAGUGAAUAUUUGGAAUUAGAAGAAACAACAGACGAUCCAAUAUUAACAACUACAAAAAUUAAUAAAACAAAAAAUUUCAUCGAAUCCAAUGAACCACCUCAAAAAAAAUUAAAUAUCACAACAUCAGCAUUGGAAAUUGAAUCGAAAUAUCGUAAAAUACGACCGAAAAAUCACGACGAAUCACUCGAUAUCAAUACUUUUAAUAAUAUUCUUAAUUCACAUUUAAAUAAUGAAAAAACAUUAAAUAUUCAAAAUAGUAAAAAUUUUCAUCAAACAAAAAAUUUAAAUAAUCGAAAACAAAUUUUUAUUACAAAUCCCAAAACUAAAAUUAUUACAAAAAGUAAUAAUAAUAUUAGUAAUAAAAAUAGUAAUAAUAAUAAUAAUAAUAAUAAUUCAAAACUCAAUGAGGAAAUUAAUGAUGAGAAAUUAAUGAAAAGUAGUUUGGAAUUAUUUUUCGAUAGUAUGGCACAAACUGUAAAAAAAUUACCUACACAAGCACAAGCUGACAUUAAAAUGGAUAUUUCACGAAUUGUCACAAAUGCCGAAUCGAGAUUUACAAAAAAUUCAUCAACAACAAAUAAAAGGGAAAUUUCGAAAAAUUCAAGUCUACCAAAAUUGGUACUUAUACCUUGUAGUAUGAUUGAUAAACAGAAAAAUUGAAUAAAUUUUUUUUUUCCUUUUUUUUUUCUUUGUGAAUAUGUACAGAAUUUUGGGACAGAAUUAAUUUUUUUUUUUUUUUUGCAAUAAAUUACUAUUUUUUCUUAUUUUUCAUUUAUUGACUCUAUUGUUAUAAAUGAUAUUUAUUUAUUAAUUAAUUUUCUGAUCAAAUGAAUCUAUUAUUAUUUAUAGAAGCGAUGAUUGUAUUUUGAAAAAAGCAUAAUAUAAUGUUAAAAUAUGUAACAAAAAAAAUAAA